CUAGAUAUAAAUCUAGGAGAAUUUUACCUAUAAUAAGUGUACAUUGGUGCAUAAUUGAUGAUGAAGUUGGUUUGAAUAUUAUGUUUUAUGAAAUUUGCAUAACAAUACGUAAAAAUACAAUAAAAAAAUUACAACAAUUUAAAUUUGUAUCUUCAUUCAUAUGAAAAAGUUCUACAUUUAUAUUACAUUGAAUUAUACUUGAAUUUAAAAUUUACAUAAUGGCUACAUUUACAUUAGCAAAGGUAGAAUUACAAACUGAUGUAUACAUGGUAUGCUUGCAGCAUGCCUUGUCAACAGAAAAAUUUGAAGUAAUGGGGUUACUAAUUGGGGAUACAGAAGAUAAUGUUGCAAGAAUAGUAGCAGUCAUUAUUUUAAGACAUUUGGACAAAAAGAAAGACAGAGUAGAAAUUUCAACUGAACAAUUAUUAAAAGCUGUUGGUGAAGCAGAUCGUUUAAGUGAAGAAUUAAAACGUCCUGUACGUAUUCUUGGAUGGUAUCAUUCUCAUCCUCAUAUAACAGUUUGGCCAUCACAUCUUGAUAUUAGAACUCAAACAAAUUAUCAGACAAUGGAUCAUGGUUUUGUAGGUUUAAUAUUUUCAGUAUUUUCAGAAAGUAAAGAAUCUAAGGAGCAAGAAAUUUCUUUAAUUUGUUUUCAAUCUCAUAAUGAGAAAUUAACAGAAAUUCCAUUAGAAAUUGUACAUACACCAAUAAUAUCAAAUACAUGUCUAAAAACAAUGACAAAUUUAUUAAAAUUAUUGGUACAAGAAGAAGAAGAGAUGGCAGAAACAUAUAAAGAUCAACAAGAUAUUCUUGCCAGCAUACACAAUAAUGCUGUGAGAACACGAACAUUAGUUCAUAUAACAGAUAUAAUUACUAAGCCUUUGGUAUUAAUGUUUAAGAAAAGGAUAGCUUUAAAUAAAUUACGUGCUGCAUAUCUUCGAAGGCAGCUACAAGAACUACAAAAAAUAUAUAAUUGAUGAAAAUUUAUGUUAUAAUUAAAGACAAUGUUUCUCUAUUUUUUGUGUGUAUAAGUACAUUAAGUUGAAUUUUUUUUACUGCAUAGUAAUGAAUUCCCGUUUUGUUUUCAUAUUAUUUAUUGUUAUGGAAGAUGAAACAAUAUUCUGCAUAAAAAUUGUAGUAUUAUAUAAGAAAUAAAAUUUCAUUAAUUUUUUUUCAA
Molecule: messenger RNA, 1177 nt
Organism: Apis mellifera (honey bee)
Lineage: Eukaryota; Metazoa; Arthropoda; Insecta; Hymenoptera; Apidae
Product: lys-63-specific deubiquitinase BRCC36
Exons: 7
Coding region: 219-977 (252 amino acids)
Biological process (GO): double-strand break repair
Cellular component (GO): BRISC complex; BRCA1-A complex
Molecular function (GO): metallopeptidase activity; polyubiquitin modification-dependent protein binding; cysteine-type deubiquitinase activity
Source: RefSeq, a predicted model, not a curated record